CGUCCCUAUUGUUGUUCUCACCGAGGCCACGUAGCUCUGUGGGGCGAUUGUAAACGUGGGAGGAAGAGUGUUGUGUUUGUGAAUGUUACCAGGGGGGUAAAAAGGGCUCGCGGGGAGAUGCGCAUGGAGGGAAUAACCGCGUCCAGUUUCAUUAUAGGCCGAUGGGAUUUGAAUUUUUGAGUACGUCCAUUCAUUUACAGUGAGGGCGUCCCGUUUGGAAAAGGAAAGGCGGAAGAAAGGCAACGAGCAUUUGGGAUAAUUUGGCAUCAGGACGCGACCAGUGGGGCCUGGGAGUCUCCCAUUGUCCUGCUGUACUACAACACCCUCCUUUUCUCAUUUAGUAGGUCGCACAACUCUUUUAUAUUCGCUGCUUCCUCACAGUCACAGCUACCUCAGCUCUCCCCUGCUGAGACUCUCCUACCCACCGUCCUCUCCCACCCCUUUUCUCCUCCUCUCUGCAGCCUCCCCCGCUCUCCCGCUUCCCUUCUCCUGCUCCCUUCUCAUCGACCUCCAAGAUAGAUUCCCUCAGGAGCAAGGUUGACCUGCUCAAGCUGCCCCUCGCUCUCACCGCCAAGUCAAUUUCCGAGCGCAAGAGCCAGCUGGGAGGAGUCGCAGAGCAGCGGGGCACGGGCGGAGGAAGAGGGGGCGGGGCUCGCACAGCCCGCUCACCGCCGACCCGGGACAUGGACAACGAGUCCCAGUACUCGGGCUACUCAUACAAGUCCUCCCACUCCAGAAGCUCCCGCAAGCACAGGGAUCGGAGGGAUCGGCACCGCUCCAAGAGCCGAGACAGCAGCAGUCGUGGAGACAAAUCGGUCACCAUCCAGACUCCUGGAGAGCCGCUGCUGGACGCAGAGUCGACCCGCGGAGAUGAACGGGAUGAUAACUGGGGUGAGACCACCACGGUCGUCACCGGCACCUCGGAACACAGCAUCUCUAACGAGGACCUGACCCGCGUCACCAAAGAUCUGGAGGAGUCGACUCCGCUGGAGUGCAAGCGCUUCAUCGGCCCGGCUGUGGGAGGCUGCCUGAGCUUCUUCGCCCUGGUCACACCUUUAGCCUUCCUCAUCCUGCCGCAGGUCCUGUGGCGCGACGCACUCGAGCCCUGCGGCACGCCCUGCGAAGGCCUCUACGUCUCUCUGGCCUUCAAGCUCCUAGUCCUGCUCAUCUCCUCCUGGGCGCUGUUCCUGCGGCCUCCCCGCGCCACACUCCCACGCUUCUUUGUCUUCCGCUGCCUGCUGAUGGUGCUGGUGUUCCUGUUCGUGGCGUCGUACUGGUUGUUCUACGGCGUGCGGGUGCUGGAGCCCCGGGAGAGGGACUACAGGGGGAUUGUGGAGUACGCUGCCUCGCUGGUGGACGCGCUGCUCUUCAUACAGUACCUGGCUCUGGUGCUGCUGGAGGUCCGACACCUGCAGCCGGCCUUUUGCCUCAAGGUGGUCCGGAGCACGGACGGGGCCAGCAAGUUCUACAACGUGGGCCACCUCAGUAUCCAGCGGGCGGCUGUCUGGGUGUUGGACCGUUAUUACAGCGACUUCUCCGUCUUCAACCCUGCCCUGCUCAACCUGCCCAAGUCCAUCCUGUCUAAGAAAAUGACCGGCUUCAAGGUUUACUCCCUGGACGAAAGCACCACCAAUAACUCAUCGGGCCAGUCCCGGGCCAUGAUAGCAGCUGCUGCCCGCAGGAGAGACAACUCCCACAACGAGUUCUACUACGAGGAGGCCGAGAUGGACCGCAGGGUCCGCAAACGCAAGGCCAGGUUGGUCGUGGCGGUGGAAGAGGCCUUCACACACAUCAAGCGUCUCCACGAAGACGAAGUCGCAUCGUCCCCCAAACAUCCUCGGGAGGUGAUGGAUCCUCGGGAGGCGGCUCAAGCCAUCUUCGCCCCAAUGGCCCGAGCUAUGCAGAAGUACCUGCGGACCACCCGGCAGCAGGCCUUCCACAGCAUGGAGAGCAUCCUCACACACCUGCAGUUCUGCAUCACACACAACAUGACGCCCAAGGCUUUCCUGGAGCGUUACCUCUCCCCGGGCCCCACCGUGCAGUACCAGCAGCAGAACGGCAGGGGGCGCCAGUGGACUCUAGUGAGCGAGGAGCCGGUGACCUCAGCCCUGCGCCAGGGUCUGGUCUUCUCGCUGCGACGCCUGGACUUCUCCCUGGUGGUCACGGUGACGCCGCUCCCCUUCCUGCGGCUCGGGGAGGAGUUCAUCGACCCAAAGAGCCACAAGUUCGUCAUGAGGCUGCAGUCGGAGACCUCGGUGUGAACGCACGUCUUCUCUCCGUGGGUCACUGAUGUGGCGGGACAUGUGGAGGCCAUGUGGUCCACUCUCAUCCAAUCACUUCCUGUAUGUGACAAAGAAAACCAUUGAAGUGGAGGAGAGUCUGAAUCCCUGCUCCUGUUUUUAUGAUCACAACAGAUGCUGUGAUAUCAAACUGAGAUCAGCUCAACGAUUGUUGGAACUGAACAGAUGCCUCGACUUCUUCCUCUCCUGUGUUGUAAAGUCUCUGCUGGAGACGCUGUUCAUACACUCUUUCUCUGAAGGGGAACUUCUUCUUCUUCUUCUUCUUCUUCUUCUUCUUCUUCUUCUUCUUCUUCUUCUUCUUCUUCUUCUUCUUCUUCUUCUUCUUCUGUUGCUGUAACCACUGGACUACUUUAACUGUGCUGACUCAACACAUGACCGCACAUGAAGAAGAGGAUGAUCACAUCACUUCCUCUUUCUCGCGUCUCAAAAACAAACUUACAGGAGGUCCGCUGCGACACUGGUGUACCGUCGGUUCCCUGUCAGUGUAUCGUUUUGUUUCAAAUGUUUUUAUAUUCAAGGGUGUGACUUUUUAUUUUAUUUUAUUUUACAGAAUGUAGCAUCAUGUGCUUUAAAUCUACACGGCCUGAAAGCCAAAAUGUCUUUUAUAUCUGACUCUAAAGAAAACUGGACGUACGUUCCUCAGCUACUCCAGACUCUGUGUAUUCAUGAUCGUCUACGUAUGCAGCUUUUCUUUUAUUCUACACUGGCGUAUCUACUAUUCAUUUUACAGUUUUAGCAAGAAGACUGAACAAAGAGCCCAUUUGUGCCCGUUAGACCUGCAUCUCUUCUCUGGAUGACGAUGUGAAAGCAGAAGCCUGCUGUUCUUCAUUCUGUGUAAUAAUAAAACAAUAUACUUUAAUAUAUAGAAGGCAACAUCAUGACCUAAAAGAAGUGGGAACACGUCACUAAAAGAUUCAUUUACUGGACACUGUGUUACGCUGCUGACUAAUGAGCGCUAGUGAGUAUUUACAGCACCAGGAAGUGAGGUUAACUGCACUGCCCAUGUUCUAGUAGUGAAGAAACACGUCUCUCCUUAAUGGUCUCGAUACACAAACACUUGUUCAGAGGAUUGAUUAAUUCUCUGAUUCAUUGUCCAGAUGCAGGUCACAUGUUCAUGGGUGUAACUGGGGGGUCAUGGUCUCGUUCCAGACUUGUAAAUCAUGUACAAUGAAGUCCUGAACAGGCAGCUGCAGUUAAACUACCAGCUGACUUCUAGGUUGUUUUUUAUUAUUAUUAUGCAUUUCAACAAAGAUCCCAAACCAGACGUGUGAUUGUAUCUCCGUAGCGUAUCACCGCCUCGCCUUGUGCCACGAGCUGAAACCAAGCACAGUGAGCAUGCUGCCUCCAUCCGACAGCCUUACUCUGCAGACGCGGAGGACUCUUCCCAAACUUACUGUAACGCCGUAACUCGCCUGAUGUUGAGACGUGAGCCGAUCUGUUGCAUCUACCUACAGCACGACGGACUGUUCGCUUUUCUUUCCCCGUGAAAAUAUGGUUUAAAAAGCCCUUUUUUAAAAUUAAUAUAUAUAUAUAUAUAUAUAUAUAUAUCCGAGGUCCAAUGUGUGUGACAUUUCACCAGAGUGAUCAAAAUGCAUGCUUGCGUUAUUUUGGGCUCCAAAACAUUUUAUAAUAACUUCUUUUCUAUCAUUUCAAAGGUGCCUAAGUUAUGACCCAAUGUUUUUACUUUUGAAAAACAAGUGGUUUGUAAAAAAUGUGUAGAUUCGUCCUGUAUUUUCUUUCUUCUUUGGUAACUGUAGCUUGUAUAGUGUGAUAGGCCUGUUUUCCACUAUUAAACCAUUUAUUCCUUAAAGUUUUUGGAUAUUUUUUAAAGGUUUGACAAGUGACAUCCGUCUUAGAAGAGGAACAACGUGCAUUGCUACAUGUAUGUUGAUGAAAAAGUGACCAUCUUUACUUGGAUGUUUGGGGUUUAGUUCCACACUUCCUGUUUAAAUGACUUUUCUCAUGAAUCACCUCGUCACUGGAUAUGAGAAAUCUUCAUAGAAGUUUAGUUUGAGUGUUUUCUUCACAACAGUUUUAGAGGAACUUCUGUGAAGAGAGGAUGGCAGUGUGGUAGGCGUGUGGUUUCACAGCUUCAAUAAAAAAAAAUACGGACAGAGAGCCCCGGACUUCCUGUUCACUGCUGCUCACAGAUCUCACUUCAGAGAGUUUGUUGAAGAGCGAUCUCACUCACAGAAGACGAGACGGCAACACAACAGAUCCUUCAUUUCCAUCCGCAGCC
This is a messenger RNA of Cottoperca gobio, 4539 nucleotides long. RefSeq names its product vang-like protein 2. Bases 684 to 2261 code for a protein of 525 amino acids. Lineage: Eukaryota; Metazoa; Chordata; Actinopteri; Perciformes; Bovichtidae. The record is from RefSeq and is a predicted model, not a curated record. Gene Ontology annotation, cellular component: membrane. Gene Ontology annotation, biological process: multicellular organism development. The transcript has 8 exons.